AUCAAACUGAAUACAGAUAAGAUCCUCACCAGUUCCAGAAUGCUCCUGUUUACAGACUAAUCUCCUUUUAGACUGGGUCCAGCAAUCACUCACACCCGUUUGUUCCAGUUUUUUCCAAGUAUCUUGGGGGGUGGAGAUGCUCUCUCUUUAGCCAGCUGAAGACAAAAUGGAGGGGUCUCCCACGGGUUUAAACAGACUUUCUCUUGUGGGUGGAGAGCCCUUCCUCACCCUUAUGCAAAGUCCAGCUCCAAAAUGGAGUUCUCGAGUCACCUGGUCAAGUCAUAUGUCCAUGCAUGACUCACAAUUUUUACAAGUAGCAUCCAUUGUUUACAUGCUACCUUGAAGGUCCUCAAGUUAAGUAGACUUCUUAUGUGGAUUGGAGCAUUCCAAGAUCCAUUGUCCUUUAAGUGUUUCUUGAUUAGGUACUUAAUUUCAACAUUCCUUUCUCUAGGAACUGACCAAAUGCUCUACGAAGGUUAUUUAGGAAUCAAGCCAAUGCACAGCCAACAUUCAUAACUUUGAAUACAAAAAUGAUACAUGCAUACAAAUAGGAUUAAUACAUUCAGUAGAUCAUAACCUUUGAAAUAUGUUACAUGGCAUAUAUAGCAUAAAACACAUUCUAAGCAUAUUUCCAUAAAGCCUUAUGGGAGAUACCCUCUGCCCCCAUCCUGGGCUGCAGGGAGAGUGGGGCUCAGAAGAAUGAGCUGAGUUCUAGGGUAGGCUGAGGAGGCCGGGUUAUGGGUCGUAUGGCUGGAGACUCCGGAACUGAAACCACUUAAAACGCCUCGCAGAUGAGAGUAUGGGGGGCAGGGUGGGUUGUGCCGCUCCCCUGCGUUAAAUUGAAUAAAGUUGACAGGCUGGUGCAUAAAAUCCAUCUCCUUGGUUGUCCUCAGUUGCUACCGAACCUACGCCGAAGGAUCUCAGCUGGAAGGCCGGGCUGCAGCACACCCACGGGAUGAGGACAGCACCCCAUAGAAGCCAGGGAUGGGAGAAGCAUCCUUAAUGCAUUGGGGGCUGGAGGCUCCGUGAGCUCAUCCAUCGUGUCUCCGUUUUUUGCAUAGCUCGCUUCCUUGUAAGCUGCCAGCAGUCAGAUGAGAUGUGAAGCUGAGGUCCUGACCACUUGCCAUCACUUCAGAUCCUGUGGAAUCGUCAGGAGAGCUGGAGGGUUUCGUUGUAGGGCUUUCUCAAGCUCCAUGAUGGUUUCGAGGAAGGUGGUGGCUUCUCUGCUGGUGGUGUAUGUGGUGGCCAUGCUGGCUGAACAGAUUGAAGGCUACCUAGCCUUCUUCACUCGCAGUGACAUUGAGAGGAUGCAGCUCCAGGAGAAACAGAGGAACAAAGCGCAGAAGAAAUCCCUGAUAUUGCAGAAGCGGUCGGAAGGUGGAGACAUUACUGAGCUCUCUGACGUGGAGCGUGUGGACGAGGGCGAGAUCAUCAAGCUGACUGCUCCUGGAGAAACUGGAAUGCGGCUUGACGCUAGUCAGCUGGAAAAAUACCAGCACGUCCUGGAGGAACUGCUAACUGAGAUGCUACUGGACGCUCGAAACGGUAAUUGAUAUCCUCAGACCCAGAAGAGCAGGGUGAUGCUGCCUGCUGGACUACAGGUCUACGCUUCUGCAAGACUAACUCAGUGAAGGGCUGCAAAAGAAAAAAAUCUGAUGUGAGCUAAUAAAAU
Molecule: messenger RNA, 1672 nt
Organism: Gopherus flavomarginatus (Mexican gopher tortoise)
Lineage: Eukaryota; Metazoa; Chordata; Testudines; Testudinidae
Gene: MLN
Product: motilin
Exons: 6
Coding region: 1092-1553 (153 amino acids)
Cellular component (GO): extracellular region
Molecular function (GO): hormone activity; motilin receptor binding
Source: RefSeq, a predicted model, not a curated record